Messenger RNA from Pseudocercospora fijiensis CIRAD86, 627 nucleotides. RefSeq lists its product as uncharacterized. The record is from RefSeq and is a predicted model, not a curated record. NCBI's taxonomy places the organism in Eukaryota, Fungi, Ascomycota, Dothideomycetes, Mycosphaerellales, Mycosphaerellaceae. Gene Ontology annotation, molecular function: protein binding. Bases 1 to 627 code for a protein of 208 amino acids. The transcript has a single exon.
AUGUCGACCCACGCCUCCAGAGCCUUCGACGUGGCCGAGCUGCUCUCCAUGAUCCUCAUCUACCUCACUCCCAAAGAGUUAAAGCAAGCCUACCGCGUCAACAAAACCUUCAAGUCAACCAUCGACCAAGACAAACUCCUCCGCCUCCGCGUACACUUCUUCAAAAAGCCACUCCACCUCAACCAAGCCUUUGAAGACCACCAAACCAGCCUCUAUCGCUAUUUCGGCCGGUUCGAGACCAUCCUCCAUCCAACCCUCCAUCAAAAAAUCUCCGAGGCAAAGCAAGGCUGUCCGAACUUCUUUUACGCCCAAGCUGGAAGGAUCUGGGACCUUGAAGCGACCCACAACGCCAAGAUGUAUCAGAUCAUUUGUCAGCCGCAUGCUCCCUCCGUCAUCGUAUCUUUUGGAAAGGCGCCAUGGGCCACGCGGUGGAAGGAAGAGGUUGUGUUCGAGGAAGAAAAGGAUAUGGGUGUAAAGUUGGGACAGCUUGUUGACGCUGUGAAGCGGUUGAAAGUUUUGUGGACGCAGGAAGUUCGUGUGGAGAUGGUGCAGCGAGGUCGAGAUUCGGUGGAGUACCGUCAGGAGAUGAGUGAAGUGCUGAGAAAAGGAGGAGUGAUGGAAUUUUAG